This is a messenger RNA of Acromyrmex echinatior (Panamanian leafcutter ant), 3884 nucleotides long. RefSeq names its product Scaffold attachment factor B. Gene Ontology annotation, biological process: regulation of mRNA processing; regulation of transcription by RNA polymerase II. The record is from RefSeq and is a predicted model, not a curated record. Gene Ontology annotation, molecular function: RNA binding; sequence-specific DNA binding. Gene Ontology annotation, cellular component: nucleus. NCBI's taxonomy places the organism in Eukaryota, Metazoa, Arthropoda, Insecta, Hymenoptera, Formicidae.
AAAUGGCUUCUCAUUUGGUUCUCAUUGUGAUACAGUAAUCCGACGUAUCGAAGAGUAUUAUAUAGUUUGCUCGUGUUCCAGAAUUCUCUACUCUACACGUAGUGAGCUAUACGAUCCAUUUGCGGUUUUUGCAAAUUGUGAUUUUCACUCAAGCUCGAACUUAUCAACGUCCGUCCUACACUGUAUCUCGUCUUGUGACUCGUGAGUGAUCAUCGUGGGUACAAUGGCCGAUGUAGAAGGGAAAAAAUUGACGGAGCUUCGAGUUAUAGAUCUAAAAACAGAGUUGGAACGUCGUGGCCUGGACAAAUCUGGUAACAAAGCGGCGCUUCUCGAACGGCUCUCAAAGGCAAUACUGGAUGAAGGAGGAAAUCCUGAGGAACAUCUUAUUGUACCAUCUGGUGGACCACCUAAAAUCAUUCCGAAAAGGAAUGGUGGAGCUCUGAGUCAAGAAGAUUCUUCUAUUGAGUGCUCUGAUCAUCAGAAGGAAGAAAAUAUUGAUGGACAGGAUAAUAUAGAUAAAUAUAAGAUGGAAGUAAAGACAGAAGAAUUUGAUGAGAAAGAAGUUUUCAUCGGGAAAGAAGGUUCCAUCAAGAAAGAAGUAUUAAAAGAGGAAUCCGAACUUGAAAUUAAGAAUAUUAUUAUUAAGGUGGAAAAAUUAGAAGACAAAAUGCAAGGAGUCAAGGCUGAAAAUGCACCGAAUAGCGACAAGAAAAAUGAGACGGAGAAGAUUACCUCAAAUCAAACCUCAGACGUGCCAUCUGCCACUGUUGAAGCUAAUGGAAUUGACAACGAGGAUUCUAUCAAUUUGACUAUCGGAGAAGAUGAGGAGAAUCUCCUAGCUGAGGAGACAGAAUCUCAUGACAGACACAAAGAUGGUGGAGAGAAGAAGAAAAUGGAAGAAAACAGCAAGAAGGGAGACCCUAAAGGCAGCGGUAGAGCGGAACCUGGUGCCGGCGGCAAGGAAGGGACGACGUCCGGUGCGAACGGGACGAAGAUCAAGCAGGAGGGUGGAGAUGGAGGAAGCAAGAGCGCGGAGUCUAGCAAUAAAAGUCAGAAGAGAGAAGAGAAAGAUAAGAAGACAUCUCAGAUCAAUCCAACCAAUGCAAGCAGUCGCAAUCUAUGGGUAUCUGGCUUAUCGUCCAGUACUCGUGCGACCGAUUUGAAGCAGAUCUUCUCGAAGUACGGCAAGGUCAUAGGUGCAAAAGUGGUAACAAAUGCAAGAACUCCAGGGGCUAGAUGUUACGGUUAUGUUACUAUGUCUUCGAGCGAAGAUGCUGCGAAAUGUAUACAGCAUUUGCAUAGAACUGAGCUUCAUGGGCGCGUCAUCUCCGUGGAAAAGGCCAAAGGUGAUACGCAGCAAAGUCAUAUACGUAAACGUGAUACGGUUAAUGGUAAAUCAGAGAAGAAAGAGGAGAAAGAAAAGCCAAAAGAUCAUGAUAUAAAUGAAAGAAAGGAGAAGGAAAUAAAGAAGGAACCUGAAGAGAAAGGAUCAGAUGCUACAAAAAAAACUGAUGAUAAAAAUGAAAGUGUCGAACUAAAAAUAAAAAUUGAAAUGCCAGACAAAAAGGAAGAUUUGUCUAAAGAGUCCGAUUCUCGAUCGACCAAGUCUACUAGCAAGAAGCCGGAAAGUGAGAGAGGAAGGCGAGAAGAAAAACGGAUUCGUACUUGGGAGAGAGAUCACCGAUCUCAUAGUAGAUCUCGGAGCCGCGAACGACGGAAGCGAGACGACGUUCUCACAUUUGCUAAAAUCAGAGAAGAACGUGAGCGGCAAAGAAUGCGCGAAAGAGAACGAAUGCUAAGAGAGGAAGAGCGAAGAAGAAGGGAAGACAUGGAACGUCAGCGAGAGAUAGAGCGUAGACAUCGAGAAGAAUCUGCUCGCUUAGAGAGAGAACGAGAGAAGUUGAGACGAGAAAGAGAACGGAUCGAACAGGAAAAGGCCGAGUUACUACGACUCGAGCGUGAGCGGCAAAAGCUCGAGAGGGAAAAGCUCGAGCGCGAAAGAUUGGAAUUGAAGAGACAGCAGAUGCGUUUGGAAGAGAGUCGACGCGUGCCACCGCCACCGUCCAUAAAGAGAUCGUCCAGCGAUAGAAGAGAUCCGCGGGAUUUGUACGCAGAAUCUGACAGAAAACGAUUAGCUACAGAACAUAGCCGCAGGCAUAGUCCGGAAAGAAUUGUCGAUAGGCGAAAUGAGAUGUUGGAACGAGUGUCAGAUAGACGACUGGAUCCUUCGCCACCAUCUCGAUACGAAUCUAGCAGAUCCACUCAAGAGUUGGGAUUGAAAAAAGAAUUCAAGAGAAGUAGUGAUUUUUCUUCAAGAAACAGUCGACCAGAUAGCUUUUCCGAUGUUUCUCGGGGAAGAGAAGUCAUUGUACGGCGAGAAAGUUUGUCUACCACGUCCUCAUCCUUGGAUCCUCGACAAGUCAAGGAAAGAUAUGAUCGUCCGAAUACCACGUCCUAUACUCGCGAACGCGAAGUACGACGUUCCGAUCCCGAGACGCAUCGAAGUUCUAGAGACACUCAUACGCGAUACAGUGAUAGUUUCAAACCUCCGACAUCUAGCACACCACGUGAAAGUCGUUAUGUGGAAAGCAAUCGUACACCAAGUUGGCAUUCAGGACCUACAUCUUCAAAAUCCUUUAACUCGGUGACAAGCAGUGGGUCUCGCGAUCCUCGCAACGAGCCUUCCAGCUGGAGUUCUAGAUCAUCCGAUAGCGUUAACAGAUGGAGCAACUCGAGUAGUAUGGGAAAUACACUGCGACAUCCGAUUCCGCCGACGUAUCAGAGUGGACCAAUGCAGUCUAUGGGAUUGGCUGCACCUGGGACAGCGCCGUCAUACGAACGGUUCGAGGCGUACAAAUCGUCUAUGCCCAUGAGAAAAUAUUGAUUAUCGGACUACGCGACAUUUCGCAAUCAUGAACAUUCGUUCAAAUAACCACGGAAUUUUCCUUGAUUAGCGACUACAGAAUACAGAGUAGUCUAAAGCGCAGAUAAACUAUGACAAAUUGCAAGUUAUUAAUUGCACGAAUUGCAGCGUUCGGUCUUGAAAGUAUAAGAAUUUCAACUAUCAGAAAUGCUUUUCGUUUCCGCACCAGCUUGAUCGAUUGGAAAAAAAUCACGUAUACAUUUUAUCGAACAAAAUGUCAAUUUUAUACAAAAUUUAUAUUGUGCAUAAUAUUAUCCAAGGAGAGCACUUGUCAUAAUUUGCAAUUAUAUACGCUCCUUGUCAUCAUUUCUCUUGUACAUGUGUCCAUUUUGCAUGAUACAUACACCUUGCGACACAUUCUAACUAUUCGUAUCUAGCGGAUUUUUGUACAUGUGUUAAUAGAUUCCACUAAAGUGUCCCUACGAGGUGAAAUAUUACUUAUUUUCCUAUCGGUUUGUAAAUUGUCAUUUAUUUGCUUUGCGGAUGUUGAUCAUCGGUUGGCUCUAUUGUCAUCCGAGAAACGAUCGACUUAACGAGAUUGAUGUAGAGGCUAUAAGUGCACCUGUUUAUUUUAAACGAGUUUGUUUUAAUAGAAUAUAAUAACAAACGUAAUGUAUGAUGAAGGACUUUGGCUAUGUUUAUACCGCAUUUAGGCCGCGACCUGUACAAGAUGUUUAUCCUGUAGGUUAAACAAAGACAUCUAUCAUAUAGGUUGCGGACUAAGCGCACGGUAUAGCCAUUGUAUUGCAUAAUUUUCUUUUUCUGAAAGAGAAGUAUUCUCUCUUUGUCAGAGUAUUUGGACCGGGAUUCGUAUAUUGGAUUUCGGAAUCACAGAAGACAAAUUGUACGUGUUGAGAGUAGCUGCGCCUACUACUUUAUACAGCGAAAUGCAGAAACUCGAUGUAGCGACAACUGUCGCAGCAGCAGCGUAAAUAAAUUUAGCCAACACUAUUAGACUCUA